Erigeron canadensis is the source of this 1896-nucleotide messenger RNA. RefSeq lists its product as uncharacterized. Gene Ontology annotation, molecular function: protein binding. The transcript has 7 exons. Lineage: Eukaryota; Viridiplantae; Streptophyta; Magnoliopsida; Asterales; Asteraceae. The record is from RefSeq and is a predicted model, not a curated record. The coding region runs from base 123 to 1667 and encodes 514 amino acids.
CACCCCAGAUUCUUUCCCUUUAUUAUUAUUAUUAGGGUUUCAAUUCUUUUUUGUAAAUGCUGUAAUGCACACUCUUAACCACUGAAAACACACAUUUCACUUCACUUCAAAAAAAAAAAAAAAUGGCUAAUAAUAAGCUUGUGCUGGUUUUUACAUUUGCUAUUAUUUUUUUGCUUAAUGCUUCAGCUGCUGCUCCACCACCCACUUCACCUGCUAGGAUAGUAAAUGGGGUAUUCUCAAAUGUAGCUUCAUCUUUGAUGAAAUGGGCUUGGUCACUCAAACCCACCACCAAAACAUCAAUAAGUGGGAGGCCAAUGAUGAAAUUUGAGAGCGGAUAUAACGUUGAGACGGUUUUCGAUGGGAGUAAGCUUGGGAUAGAGCCACAUGCUCUUGAGGUUUUGCCUAAUGGAGAGCUUCUUGUUCUUGAUUCUUGUAAUAGCAACCUUUACAAGAUCUCUUCAGCUUUGUCUCUUUAUAGUAGGCCGAAAUUAGUUGCUGGAUCGGCCGAUGGGUAUUCAGGUCAUGUAGAUGGGAGACUUAGAGAAGCUAAGAUGAACCAUCCAAAAGGCCUGACAGUUGACGACAAAGGAAACAUAUACAUUGCUGAUACUGCCAAUAUGGCAAUUAGGAAGAUAAGUGAUACAGGUGUGACGACAAUUGCGGGAGGUGGCAAAGUGGGCCGUGGAGGGGGACAUGUAGAUGGACCAAGCGAAGAUGCUAAAUUUUCUGAUGACUUUGAUGUGGUCUACAUUGGAAGUAGUUGUUCUCUUCUUGUUAUAGACAGGGGAAACCAAGCCAUUCGUGAGAUACAACUCCCUUUUGACGAUUGUGCUUAUCAGUAUGGAAGCGGCUUCCCUCUUGGAAUUGCAGUCCUGGUUGCUGCAGGUUUCUUUGGUUACAUGCUUGCUUUGCUUCAACGCAGAUUUGUUAGCGUUAUUUCCAAUCAAAUGGAUGAGCCUCAAACAACAAUGAAAUCAAGCAUUGCUCCAAUACCACCAUACCAGAAAUCAACUGUAAGGCCGCCACUGAUUCCGUCAGAAGACGAUCUGGAAAAGCUAGAAGAAGGUUUCUUUGGAUCUCUUGGGAAGCUCAUAGCCAAUGCAACAUCAUCAUUUUCAGAAAUCUUGGGAGGCAUCUUCCCAGGGUUGAAAAAGAAACAAUUAAGCUAUCACUUCCAAAAUCAACCACCAUUCCGCCAAGACCACAAGUAUGGGUCAAAUGCCUGGCCCAUCCAAGAUAGCUACGUGAUCCCAGACGGAGACGAGCCGCCCCCUUCCAUCGAGACCCAAACCCCAACCCCCAAAAAGACGUAUCCAUUUAUGACAAACGAUGCUGAAAAAAUGCAACAGUUUCGUCAAAGCCGCCAUCUUUACAGCGGGUGGGAGCGUGACUAUCAACAACAACAACAACAGCCGCAGCAGCAUCAGCAACAACAGCCACAGCAGCAGCAGCAGCAGAAGCAUCAGCAACAUCACAACAGGUAUCAUUCCUCUAUUCCAGAAACCUACUUUGAACAAAGCACAGAAAAAACCACUGAGAUAGUGUUUGGAGCUGUUCAAGAACAAGCCGAAACAAUGGUCAUUAAGCCAUUAGACCAUGGGAAUGUGGUUUAUGAUCAUCGCGGUAGGAUCCGUUCUCGUUCUCGUAAUUUUGCUCGUGGUGAUUGAUUGAUUAUGUUAUAAUCAAAUGUGGUUAUUGGAAAUUAUUUCAUUGUGAUAGCUAAUUUUGCAAUGUGUAAGAGUAUAGUAGUAGGAUUUUAUAGAACAUAUAUUAUCAUAUAUGAUGCAGCAUUGGGGAAGAAAAUAUAUGUAAGAAGCUGCCAUUUGUAUGAAAAGUGAAUAUGAAAUUCCUGAAGAACAAUAUGUUGUUUCUUCAUGAUUAGUUUCUUUUUAAAAA